AUGAGAAACUGCAGGAAGUUGCUUUCGCCAAAAGACUGCGUUGUUGUGGAUGAAUCUAUGGUUCCCUUUCAAGGCCGACUGCUGAUUCGUCAGUAUAAUCCAAACAAAACUCACAAGUAUGGACUCAAGAUCUACAAAGUCACAACUGAUGAUGGGUAUGUUUGGAAAUAUAAAGUUUAUUCUGGCCAAGAUCCUCAAAUCUCCAAUCUUGAUAAACCUGGAAGUGUUAUUAUCGAGCUUUGUGAAGACCUUUUGGACCAGGGGAGAAUGAUUAUAGCAGAUAAUGGGUAUACAAGUAUACCAUUAGCUGAAUACUUGCUUCAACGUAAAACUGAUCUUUGUGGGACAUUGAGGAAAAAUCGUAAAAACUUACCUUUAUUGAUUAAAAACAAGAAACUGAAGAGAGGAGAGCAAAUUGCUGCUCAAAAAAAUAAUGUGACGAUCCUAAAAUGGCAUGACAAGAGGGACGUGCUCAUGAUAUCUACUUGUCACGCAGAUGAACAAACGAUAAGUACAGGUCGAAACCCGCGUCCAAAGCCUAAUAUGAUAUUGGAAUACAAUAAUCGAAAAAAAGGUAUCGAUCUUUCUGACGAAUUAGCUAGCUACUAUUCGCCAAUUCGUAAGACUUUGACAUGGUACAUAAAAACUGCUGUCAAUGUCCUGUUUGGAGUGGAUGUCAUAAAUACAGUUUAUUUGUUCAAUAAAUUGAACCAGCAGAAUAAAUGUACGUUAUUACAGGCCCAAAUUUGUAUUAUAAAAAAUCUUUUGGGUAUGAACGUUGUCCAGACACCGGCCACACCAGCGCCGCCGGCGCCGUCUACGUCACAAGCACAGCAUUUUCUCAAACAGCUGGAUAGAAAAGAUGGCAAAAUUACCAGACGUAGGUGUGCCGGAUGCGAUAAUGAGUUUCGUCAAAAAGGGGAAACAGCAGCUGCCACUAAUAAAGCCAAAAGGGUUUCACAAAUAUGCAACAUCUGUACCAAACCGUAUUGUCUACAAUGUUUCCAAUAA
Parnassius apollo (apollo) is the source of this 1011-nucleotide messenger RNA. NCBI's taxonomy places the organism in Eukaryota, Metazoa, Arthropoda, Insecta, Lepidoptera, Papilionidae. The record is from the annotation of a GenBank genome assembly.